Siniperca chuatsi (mandarin fish) is the source of this 6174-nucleotide messenger RNA. RefSeq names its product transcription factor 19 (SC1), like (gene tcf19l). The coding region runs from base 1003 to 2676 and encodes 557 amino acids. NCBI's taxonomy places the organism in Eukaryota, Metazoa, Chordata, Actinopteri, Centrarchiformes, Sinipercidae. The transcript is spliced from 6 exons. Gene Ontology annotation, molecular function: protein binding. Gene Ontology annotation, cellular component: nucleus. Gene Ontology annotation, biological process: regulation of gene expression. The record is from RefSeq and is a predicted model, not a curated record.
AUCUCAUUGCUCUUAUUGAUCUCUUAUUUGAACGCUGAUCAAUGUGUGCUUAUGUAAAUGUGUAGAUUACACGAGGAUAGAUGCGGAUAUUGUUGCUAAAACGAGGUUUUUACCUGACAAGCCGUUCGUUUCUGUUGGUUAUUGUUUCUUGCUUUGUGUCGUGAUCCCAUGAUUUGUCAGUGAGUCUACGUGCAGCUGAUUCACGGCAUGCGGUGCAUACUGCAGCUAGCUGAGGUUCACAAAGUGAAGCUGACAGUUUUUUUAUGAUCAGACAGUCCUCGUCCGUUUCACCCCGUCAGGCUUCCCACCUGUGAGAUGUCUGAUGUCCACUGAUGUCAAGAGCCUGGGAUUUUAAUCUCACUCACACUCACACAGGCUCAGAUGACAGCUGCUCACACCUGAAAAUAUUAAACGUCAGAAAUCUUAAAGCUAAAAGUCACGGCUGUCAAGUUUUUUGGCAGGGUAACUUUUCAGGGUUUUAAUGUUUAUUGCACCUUUCGAAUUAGCAGCACAGUAACACAAGCUCUUUAUUCUCAAAUCCACCGUCUUAUAGCCUCCACUCCAUGGGGGAUUUAGUCUGUUUGAGUUUGAGCUCAUAAUAGUGUGCAGAAGCUCAUUUCCACACUUCACCAGCUUAUACAGUACUCUAUAUCCUCAUUAUUUAUUCAUGUAUUCACAGCAGGACACAACAAGUCAUCAGCUUUCCAUACUAAUGCAAACAUCUGUUGCUCCAAGCUGCUGCACCUGCCUGUAACCUUCACACUUCAGUGCUUUCAGGCCUAUGUUUUGAAUAUUUUAUCUCGCAAUUUAGCUUUAUGAUAGCUGUCAGCAGUCUUUGGUCAAGCCCAAAUGCCUUCAAUUUAACUUCUGUCCACUAGCAAAGAGUUGUACCCCACAAUGGAUCGCAGCCUUCUGUAACUCAGGGCCUGUCACAGACAGGGUGUGGCCUCUGGGUGGGGCAGGUGAGGGCUUAGCAGUGGCAGACAAUCAAACCCUUCAGUCAUGCUGUCCGGGGUGCAGCCAUGCUUCCAGCUGCUUCGGAUCGGUUCGUCGGCUGGCGACUCUGCACGGGACCUGUACACAUUCAGGCCGGCGCUGAGCCACUCCGUGUUCCGUCUGGGCCGGGCGGCGGAGCUGUGUGACGUCACGCUGGACUCAACGUCGGUGUCCCGAAUCCACGCUGAGCUGCACGCAGAGAGGGAGCCGAGCGGAGGUGACGCAGCACCGCAGGAGGAGGGCUGGAGGGUCCACAUCAAGGACAGGAGCAGUCAUGGCACCUGGGUCAAUGAGGUCCGCCUCCAGCCAGGCGUCCAGUGGGAGCUCUCAGACAGCGACACGCUGACCUUUGGUGGCCAGUCGGCUCCAGGGAACCCUGAGUUCUACUUCCUCUUCCAGAAGGUCAAAGUUCGUCCACUAGACUUUGAUGCCAUCACAAUUCCAAAGGCGGGCACCUUCUCCUCCGACUUACAGAACCGGAUCAGAACCAAUAUGGACCGCAAGGUGGCCGCCAACCUGGACCUGUCCAAGCUGUCCAUCAACCGGGCCACAGUCAUCCUCAACUCCAUUGGCAGUCUGAGUAAGAUGAAGGGCAGCGCCUGGACCUUUAAGAGGAGCCACAGCCACGAGGGAACUGUCUCGGACCCCGGCUCUUCCUCUUCGCCCCCUCUGGCCGUGGGCUUUACUUCUCUGCUCCCUCCCUCCACACCUCCAUCAUUCUCCUCUGCAGCUUCAGUGCCUUCGACAAAGUCCCUCCAGCCGACCUCCAGGAGCAGGAGGAAGUCGGCUCACACGGUGCUCCUCGAGGACGACAGCUCAGAUGAGCCCAGAAGUCGAGGAGCUCUAGCAGGAGUUGUGGAGGACGGACAGAGAGCGAGGGGGAAGAAGAGGCGGCGGCUCUACAAGUCUGAGUCGGAGGGUUUCAGCUCUCCUCUUCCUCUGCCACUGCAGCCCAAGAGCCACAACGACGUCCGGCGGCCACUUGAGGCCAAACCCUUCCCCGUCGGUAUCAGGACCAUCGGCAGUUUCCAUGGCGCCAUGACGAACAGCAGACUCAACCACCACCUCAUCCAGGCAUCAUUCACCAACCCUGCUGUUCACAAACAAGAAGUGCAGACGAUGCACCGGGUCCAGACAGUGAUGCGCGGCAACAUCGCAGCUUUCCGCCAACAGAAACCUGCCCACCGUUCUCCGACAGUGCAGAGAGGCAGGCGGAGGGCUCACAGCUCUCCGGUUUUCUCUCCUCUGGUGGUCGGAGGGGAGAACUAUAGCCUGGCCUCACCUUCAGUGAGGAUCCGCACAGAGGAGAGAGGCAGGGUGCAGUUCAACAGAUUUCACCAUCCAACAAGCAAGCGACGAGGCCGCCCCAGAAAACACCCUCUGCCUCCCCGGCCUUCCCUGCCCUCUCCAUCCUCCUCGUCUUCCUCUUCCACCUCCUCGGCCUCCUCCUCCUCCGGCUCCUCCUCUUCCUCCUCUGAGGAUGAAGACGAGGAAGACGAGGAGGUGACUGCCGGGGCGGUGGAGCCGUGCGCGGCGCCACGCUGUCGGCUGCCCCAGCAAGAUACGGUGCAGUGGAUCCAGUGCGACGUGUGCGAUGCCUGGUACCACAUAGACUGUCUGCACGUCGACCGCAAGAAGCACGUUGACCCCAACGCUGACUUCCACUGUGGAUGUCGCUGAUAUGACGAAAACCGAGUUUGUGACAGUGAAAUGAAAUGCUCCAGUUUAGACUUUCAAGUUAGCACAUUUUUUUGUUGUUUGUUUGUUUCCUUCAGCCACACUUGUGGAAAUCAGCAAAGAUUUAAUUGAAGACAGGCUACUUCUUCUUCAAAUGGCCACUGAGCUGCUCUACUCAAGCAUGCAGUGUUUUUCUCUUACCUCAGCAGCAGCUGUUGACGGCAGGAAAAGACCUACCUUCAAUUUUAACAUCCUGAUCCUUCCAAGUUUGAGGAUUUGUGACCCAAGAGUCACACAGCUGCUUCACAAACCUCAUGCCCACUCAGUUUCAGGGCUCAGGCUUUGGAGAUGGAGGCAAAACUGUAAUGAAAUGUCUUAGGCUGGAUUUCAUUAUGGCUUUGACUGCCUGGAGAGGUGCACUCCCACCGGGGCUGUUGUUGACCAGCGGGCAGGCAGCAUUCAGGAAGAUUAAUGAAAUGUUGCAGAUCAGGGUGCCACAGCAGGAGUCUAUAAAGUGUGAUUAAAUGUUCUUAGAUGUCUCAGUGCAGCCACAUUGACUAUUUUAGCGACCAGGCCAGUUUUUCAGGGCAGAAUAGGACCUUCAGUGAACAUUGACUUGGUUUUGGUGGUAAAAAAGCUCCAACACCCUUACCCCUCAAAAGGAAGCAGCCCUGGGCUGGUGUUUUCCCACCUCAGUGAUAAUAAAACUCAAAAUAUUUCAGUGCAGCUUUCCUGGGUGGCAGCAGCUGUCUAGGAGUGGGUGUGUGAUGUUUCAAGACAAUUAAAUGCCAGGAAAUGUGUCAGCAGACUUCCAUUGUUGCUGCUGAUGAGAGGUGCUCUUGGGAUGAUAAUCAAAUGUUUCAAGGCACUUCAGCAGAAGCAGCUGCUGGAUUUUGGGGGGAAUGUGUACAGUGUGACUGUAUUAUAAGAUGUCUGAGUGCAGGCUGGCAGUGUGGCUGCUGCUGGUUUGGGAAGACUCAUUACCAGUGAAAUGUCAUGAAAUCAUCCGCUGAUGUAACAGGAUAAACAGAAAUGAUCUCAUCAUCUCUGACUGGUGGUUGAGACUUGAUGUCACAGAUAAUUUUAAGGGCUUCUCACACACAUACUGAACUCUUGGGCCAAAAUGGACGCUUUUGUCUGGGCGAAAUGGGCUGGACCUGACUGAACUGUUCUCCACUACUAAACAGUAGAUGUACACAUAUGUUUGCUCAAGUGCUGCUUGAGUAGAAUAAAAUCAAAGUGUAGAACUCCAAAUUCUUCAUCUUAAGCACCUUUCUAUUAUUUAAUUCUGAAUCUUUGGUUGGCUCACCUGGACAAAAACAUUCUCUUUGUGUGUCUAAAACAGCAUUUUACCUUCUGAACCACUUCUAUAAUCUUUGUAAUAAUUCUUACUAAGAGCUAUUCAGAUUAUGGUAGUGUUAAGUGUCUGGGCUGAAAAGGGGUCUACCGAUUUUUACUUUGAUCGUACCACUAUGGCAGACCCGCAGUUUUUUGAAGUGAGAGGAAAGUGGAAGAAAAUGUAGAGAACUUGAUUGUUAAGCAACUUAAGCAAUAAAAUAAGAAAAAAAACAUCUAAAAACUUUAAAAGUAUGUAUUUUUUAACUUGUCAAAGGCAUGUUACAGCUAAUGAUUGCUUCCAGCACAGUCAAAUCAGAUUUUCUCUGUCUUUGGCUUCACUGAAGCUUAGAGACAGAUCACACAGUGACCACUCUCGUGCUACUUCACUGCCUUCUCUCAGCAGAAUGGUUAGCUGUGCUAACUAGAUCAUUGCUUAAGUAGCUGUCAAGACAACGUCAGAAAGCAAGCAGAAAGAUGAGAAGAAAACAUGUGAUAACUGGUUUUGGGUCAGUUCAUUUUCAAUUCAGUUGAUUACUUUUAAAAUCCAAAAAGAAAGUGUUUCGUGAGAUCCAUAAACCUGUGUUUGAUGGAAUUAAUAAAUGUAGUGUUACUAGUCAAAAGGCUCUAGUUUCACUUGAAAUAAUUUCAUUGACAACAUAUUGAGGUUCAUUGAGGUUUUGACAACAUAUCACCAUGAACGUAACCUACACUUUAAAAAAAAAAAGAAGGAAAAAACAAGAGGUUACAUCACCUCACUGCAGUAAUACAAUAUCAAUUAUAUAGGAUUUAACAUAAUAGCCUAAUACUAUAAUACAGAUUUUAAGGACCAGUUUGGUCUUCUUGAGCAGUGGUUACUCAAAUGUAAAAGGAAAUAAAAAGUUUGGUUUUGAGUUUUCUGUUGAUCUUCACUCAGUUGUAUUUUGGCUUUGUAUGCCUUUUUAAAAAAAAAAAAAAAAAAAAAAAAAAGGAUUUUGUUUGCAGUUUCAUCUGUCAGUAAAGAUGUAAGUGUUUUGUAAGUGCAUUUUCUUUUUGUCUCUUAGAUUUUGAACUCGAUUUUGAAAGCUAUUUAAAUAGCGGUUUAUGUUUUCCAAGCUUCACUUAAAGAAAUGUGCCAUCUUCACCACAUCACUCAUUGUCGUUCAGUGUCAUGCUGCUGUUCACCCUUUUUGCUUUCAUGUGGUGCGCCAAACAGUUGCAAAGGUCUUAAAAAGGGAGGGGCUGCUGAGGGACUGAUACUUUCUAAUUAGCGAGAAGGUAACAUUGGAGGUGCAACACAAACUGUAACAACCCCAAAAAAAGAGUAUGAAACUUGUGUGAUAUUGAAAAUGUUUUCAGUGCAAAGUACUCGAUUGUUAUGAAUGUUUUGUUGCUAAAUUACUACAGCAUAGCUUCCAAUAGCUGAUAUUUUAUCAUAAUCAAAAUCAGAAAGCUGUAAAAGUCCAAAAUUAAUCAAACAACAGUUAACUUCAUUCAUGUUUAAUGAAAACAAAACUUGCCUCAUAUUUAUAAACUGCUGUUCUGUAGUUGUGGUCAGGAAACAAGCAUCAUCAAAGUCACCAGUUGACCGCAUAAGUGGCUACUGAUGUUUGAUAAAUCAGCCUCGCAUAUUGAUAACCACAUCACUAACAGCUCUUUGCAGAUCUGCAGUAUUUUCCAUUUGCAUUCCCUCAAAGACAAACAACUGUCUUGUAACAUCUUUCAAGGCUUUGAUGGAUUAAGUCAAGUUUGUGGCCAAUAUUUUUGAUCAUUGCACUGUUGUUGGCGUGUCAUUGUUUCAGUAUUUCGUUUGUGCCAUCUGCAAAAUGUAUAGCUCAUUCAAGCGUUGACAUUUUUACUCUUGAGUUAAUUAUUCUGUUUAUUGUUAAAAUCCCAAAAUACAGGACUCUAAGGGGAAAGCACCAUUAUUGAUGAGUUCAGACGUGUAGUUAGUCAAAGGAAUUGUUUUGUAAAUCAGGGCAUAUUUCAUAAAUCAGUUUCUCUCAGAGCUCCAAAGCAGAAGUUCACAGGACUCUUCUUUCACACUGCGUUCACUUUAAUUAUCACAGCACAGUUUGACUUUGUUGGUUUUGCCGGAUUGUACAGAAUUAAACCAAUUGUCAUACUUCUCUGAGAUGCUAUCAGCAUCAAAGUUAUCGGGGAAGAAAUAAAGAAUAAUCAGAAAUU